AGUGAUUGUCUUGGCCAUAAAAUGUUUAUAAACGACCGUUUUUGCCAUCUAAAAUUCAGUAUCGAUCUGGCGAGCUCAUCCGACAGACACCAUAUAAUAUAUAUUAUAUUAACCGUCGUAGACAGUACAGUUUCUCAGUCCUGCAAAAAUCAUGUCUGGCUCUAAAGUGGUUAUGCGUUUCGCCGGAAUAACGGCUUUGUUGUUGGUCGCGGGCUGCUCUUCGCAGACGGCGCCGCCAGCAUCGGUGCAGGUUGUUCCGACUUCCCCGUUGCCGCCACCAUCGCCUUAUUUCAACCCCUUCAGACCGGCUAAUUAUCCACAACAAUUCAUCGGACCACAGCAACAAUAUAACGGCGUGCUACCUCCACAAUUCAUCGGCGGACCCAACAUCCCUCAGAGAUACUACAACGGCCCAAACCCCGCGUACAACGGACAGUACGUGCCCAUCUUACAGCAAUCGUUCGACAUUACCCCAGAAGGCAGUUAUAGUUUCAGUUACCAGUCCGCUGACGGAACACAAAGACAAGAAUCGGGAGGUCUGAGAUAUCCAGCCGUGCAAGGAUACCCACCAGUGAUGUCCGUCCAAGGAUCAUACUCCGCGAUAACUCCAGAAGGAGUUCCAAUUGAAGUUGGAUACAUAGCCGAUGAAAACGGAUAUCAGCCAACCGGACCAAGUGUCCAUCCAGCAAUUCAACGAGCAGUAGCACAACAAGUGGCCCAAGCUAAACUAGAACCACCACAAUUCAACAAAAAAUAAUGAUGCCUAAAAUGACGAAAAUAUUAUAUUAACGAUUCCAUUCCUGAAAUUUGUAAAAACAAAAAUUAAGUUCAAUAAAGCGAUGUACAUUUAAAAAAAAUAA
Aphis gossypii (cotton aphid) is the source of this 860-nucleotide messenger RNA. RefSeq names its product endocuticle structural glycoprotein SgAbd-9-like. The transcript is spliced from 4 exons. Gene Ontology annotation, molecular function: structural constituent of chitin-based larval cuticle. Gene Ontology annotation, cellular component: chitin-based extracellular matrix. NCBI's taxonomy places the organism in Eukaryota, Metazoa, Arthropoda, Insecta, Hemiptera, Aphididae. The record is from RefSeq and is a predicted model, not a curated record. Bases 152 to 757 code for a protein of 201 amino acids.